Molecule: messenger RNA, 2039 nt
Organism: Mesocricetus auratus (golden hamster)
Lineage: Eukaryota; Metazoa; Chordata; Mammalia; Rodentia; Cricetidae
Gene: Tmem243
Product: transmembrane protein 243
Exons: 5
Coding region: 1558-1947 (129 amino acids)
Source: RefSeq, a predicted model, not a curated record
CAUAGCAGAUAGUUAAGAUGAGGAUGGGAAGAAGUUGCUGUGACUGAAAAUUGUCUUAUGCUGGCCUGGGAAAGAAAACACGCAGCCCGGUGAAGUCCUGGCACUGAGUCUAGGAAUGGUACUCAGGGGUGUGAGCUUUUGGGGUAGAAAAAGAGGAACAUUCAAGUGGGCAGUGUGGAGACAGACAAACCUGGGGAGAGGUGUAAUUCUACAGGGCAACCUCCAGCCCUCCCUGAGGGCUCCCCUAUCCUACCUUCUCCAAGAGUAUGGAGAAUGUGUGGCAUCCUUUUUUUCCCCCUCCUUUCCUGUUUUCUUCCUGGGAGUGCUGAGCACAUUGCAUAAGGAGGAGCCAUGUGAAAAUGAAGCCUUGGCAAUCACUGCCUUUUCCUGCCUUAGCAGAAACUGACCUUGUAAUUCCCCGAGUUUAUUGCUGCUUCCUUGAAAUCAACACAUCCCAGGAAGCACUUGAGAGGCUGUUGGGCCUGAGGUACAGGACCAGGCCAGAGUUUCUGCUGUUCUGUUAAAUGCCUGACCUACAAAGCAGUGAGGCUACACUCGCUGACAGGUCAGGUCCCAGGUGAGAGAGGAGUACUCUCUACUGGAGAAGAGGCCUUAAGGAAAAUGAAGGGAAGGUCGUCUUUCCACUGUUAGUUAGCUGCCAGUGUCAGGGAAGCACACAAGUAGUGUAUCUUACUUUGAUGGAUUAAGUGUGAAGUCUGGGUGAUCUCUGGAGUUAGAGGUGGGAAUCUCUCUCCUGAGGGGUGAUGUCCAGAACGGAUCUCUAGAGAAGUGAUGUCUUAGGUUUGGCUAUGGGGGAGAGGUAGUUGAUCUCCAGAGGAAGUGAUGUCUUAGGUUUGGCUAUGGGGGAGAGGUAGUUGAAUUGGGAGCAGCUCACCCGCUUCUUCUCCCAAGUUACAGUUCGCUCAUUUGGGAUUGUACCUGUCAAAGUGUCUUUAGCUUACUUUAUGGACUAAGAGGAGAACUGAUUGUCUUUGAAAUACUGUGUUUGCCAUAUCUAUGUUUAUAUUGUGCAACAAAUUUUGCCUAGGGCCAAAAGUUUGCCUCACUUGAUGAUCCGGCAGGAUGUAUACUCUGACUAGUGAGAAUUAAAACUCUCAGCUGCCAUACAUCUGAGAACAGUGUCCUUUGACUUCAAGAUGCCUGAAAUCAUAGGCAGUGUAAAUUAAGACCCCUACGCUUAUCUAAGUACUAACCAUAUACCGUGGAUAUCUGAGGUGCAACUGUAAAGUCUUUCCCUUUUGCAGAACUUCACUUUUUAAUGUUAUCUAAGCCCCUUUAGAAUUCUUGCCUUCAUCCUUUUAUUGUUACUUGGGUUGUAUGUUUAGCACAAAGUCUGCUUUGGGAGUAGGUGAAGCAUAAUUUGCCAUGGCAAUGGAAGGUUGAAGACAAUGCUUGUUAGCAUUCUAAACUCUAUAGCAACAGGGUAUCUCCCAAGGGUGGGUGAUAGCUGCUGGCUGCUUGGCAUGUUCCUGUCCUGUAACAGCCAUCACUACCUGAGGUGCAGUCUGAGGGCCUGUACCUUUUCCUGUGUAGGAGAUGACUGACCAGGACCGAAUCAUCAACUUAGUUGUUGGCAGCUUAACCAUCUUGUUGAUUCUAGUAACACUGAUCAGUGCUUUUGUUUUCCCUCAACUACCUCCCAAACCACUGAAUAUAUUUUUUGCUGUCUGCAUCUCUUUGAGUAGUAUCACUGCCUGCAUACUUGAUACUUACUGGGUUUUACCAAGGUUAAUCAGAAUUACCCUUUCUCCUGGAUUUCAAAAAGCCCAAAGAAAACUGUUUCCCAAGAAUUGCCACAAUACUUCAAAUGGUACAAAGUCAGAUGGGCUUAUCUGCACAUGGCGACUACAUACUGGGUCCAACAGUCUGACAGGAACACUUCUGGAUCUACUGGUAUCGACAAGGAGACUUAGAACCGAAAUUUAGAAAUCUAAUUUACUAUAUCUUAUUUUCUAUCAUCAUGUUAUGUAUAUGUGCAAACUUGUACUUCCAUGAUGUGGGGAGGUGAAGCUGCCAAC